Musa acuminata AAA Group (dessert banana) is the source of this 4337-nucleotide messenger RNA. RefSeq names its product protein REDUCED CHLOROPLAST COVERAGE 1-like. The transcript has 14 exons. Gene Ontology annotation, cellular component: cytoplasm. Bases 1 to 3834 code for a protein of 1277 amino acids. Gene Ontology annotation, biological process: organelle organization. Gene Ontology annotation, molecular function: protein binding. The record is from RefSeq and is a predicted model, not a curated record. Lineage: Eukaryota; Viridiplantae; Streptophyta; Magnoliopsida; Zingiberales; Musaceae.
AUGUAUCCGAUGGAUCAGAAUAAUGGUGACAAAGACAAGAAACAGGUUGGUGAAAAUGACAAAAAACAAAUCACGACGAAGACAAAAAGUGAGAUAAGAGUUGAAGGCCUUGGGAAGCCUCUUAAAAUUCUUAAAAACCCAAAAAAGAAACCAGAUUCUGAUGAAGAAAAGACUUUAACCAUUGACAGGAAAUCAUCUGAUGAGAUGCAUGAAAAACAGAAUACAAAGUUGCCUAUCAAGGAACCUAAGGUAGAAAGCAAAGAAACUGAGAAUUCUUGCAAGCUCAAAGAUUUGUUGACUGAACCUGUAUAUACAAGGUUGCUAGAAUCUAAUACUGGACUUCAUUUGAAGUCUCCACAGGAAUUAACUGAGAUGGCAAUGAGAUAUUAUGAUGAAGUUGCUCUCCCAAAGUUGGUCUCAGAUUUUGGGUCAUUGGAGCUAUCACCUGUUGAUGGUCGUACUCUAACUGAUUUCAUGCAUACAAGAGGUCUAAGAAUACGCUCUCUUGGGCAAGUUGUCAAGCUUUCAGAGAAGCUGUCUCAUGUUCAGUCACUCUGUAUUCAUGAGAUGAUAGUAAGGGCUUUUAAGCAUGUUGUACGAGCUGUGAUUGCUUCUGUUUCUGAUACUGGAGAUUUAUCUAUAUUGAUGGCUGCAACACUUAACAUGCUCCUUGGGCUUCCUGAUUCUGAUGUUUCACAUUCUGCUAUACGUGUGCACUUUCUAGUCUGGAGAUGGCUUGAAGUAUUUCUAAGAAAGCGAUAUAACUGGGAACUUACAAUCUCAAACUAUAAUGAUAUAAGAAAAUAUGCUAUUUUAAGAGGGCUAUGUCACAAGGUGGGAAUUGAAUUGGCACCCAGAGACUUUGAUAUGGAUUCAAAUUUCCCCUUUGACAAAUCAGAUAUCAUCAGCCUUGUACCUGUGCACAAGCAAGUUGCAUGCUCAUCUGCAGAUGCACGACAACUUCUAGAGUCUUCGAAAAUGGCACUUGAUAAGGGUAGCUUUCAGAUAUUUGUGUCACUGAAGGCCAUGGUUCUUAUGAUAUGGACUUAUGGAGCCACAACUUAUCAGCAGAAGGCAUUGGACAUAAAUGAGAGGGAGCUUGGAUUGGAUCAUCCAGAUACAAUGAAGAGCUACGGCGACCUAGCUGUUUUUUACUACAGGCUUCAACAUACUGAAUUGGCUCUAAAGUAUGUGAAACGUGCGUUGUAUCUUGUGCAUCUUACUUGUGGACCAUCUCAUCCAAACACAGCUGCUACAUAUAUUAAUGUGGCUAUGAUGGAGGAAGGCCUGGGAAAUAUACAUGUGGCACUUAGAUAUCUUCAUAAAGCUUUGAAAUGCAAUCAGAAGUUGCUUGGUCCUGACCACAUUCAGACCGCAGCAAGUUACCAUGCGAUAGCUAUUGCACUAUCCUUGAUGGAAGCAUAUCCUUUGAGUGUUCAACAUGAGCAAACAACAUUACAAAUACUUAGAGCAAAGCUUGGUCCAGAUGACUUGCGUACUCAGGAUGCUGCUGCCUGGCUUGAGUACUUUGAGUCAAAGGCUAUUGAGCAGCAAGAAGCUGCUCGAAAUGGUACGCGGAAGCCUGAUGCAUCUAUUGCCAGCAAAGGCCACCUGAGUGAUACCCAAGAUGAUGAGAACAUGAGUAGUCCAGGUGUUGAGUCAAAACAUGAAGAUGCUGUUGCCAAAAAGCAGUUAUUUGUUUCUCAACAAUCUAAAGGAACAGCAGAGCAAAAGGUUGCUUCUUUUAGUGAAGAUGUAAGAGAGAUAAAUACAGAAGCAGAAGAUGGUUGGCAACCUGUUCAAAGACCAAGGUCCAUCGGAGGUUCAAGCCAGCAAAUCAAGCAUCAACGUACAAGCACCUGGAAAACCUACAACUAUCAGAUGAAUGAUGUUCCUAGUGAAACUGUUCAAUCCAAGCCACAGUUUUCUUAUUUAAAUAAUGGGUAUUAUUUGCUUAAGAAAAAGAUAGUUAUUCCUGGAAGCUUUAAUGACAAUCUUAACAUGCAAGUUCAGUCACCAGACACCAGAUCUGGUCAGAAGGCGUAUAAGGCUGUAACUUAUCGGGUGAAGUCAGUGCCUUCAUCCACCAAUCCUGAGAUCAGUCAUAACUCUUGGAGUGCUGUCGAAAGAACGACUUCCCCAUUAGAUGCUCAUGCACCCUAUUAUCGCCAUGAUAGCCAGGUAUUAGAGAAUCAGAAGAACCUAAUAGGUGGUGUCUCUGAGCCUCGCAACAAUUUGGUUCAUAGUUUUAGUAAUUCUCCAUCAUAUAAAGAUGUAGCACUGGCACCUCCAGGAACAAUUGCCAAGAUACAUAGCCGAAAGUUUCAGGAGAAUAUGCCAUUGGAACAAGAGUUGUCUAUUGGUGGCAAUGCAUCUGAAAUAAAGGAAUCAUUUUUGGCUGAGGAACAUACAGAAAAUGCUGCGGAGCUACCUGAGAUAUCUAACAUAACCCAAGAUAAGGACACUGUCCAGGAUGCGUUUUUAGACUCAGAUAAAAAAGUUGAAGUUGAUCAUGAAGAAGAAAGAAAGGAAGAUUGUGAAACAGAACAAUUACUAGAACCAUCAUCUUCUGAUUUGGAAGUGGCAUCUUGUAGUAGCAUGCUCACCAAGAAUAUCAUUGACAAUUGUGUAUCUAGCAAUGAGGUUCAAGGAGUUGAGCAAAAUGAGAAUCAUGAUCAGAAUUCGUCAACAAAUACAUCUGAUAGGAAAAAAUCUGAGUGUCCCAUCACUGCAGAAAGCAAAGAAGAUAAUCAUGACGAAGCCUCAUGUACCAAUGUUGGUAUCAGUUCUUACUCUAGUCUCCAUCAAUUCAAUUUCAAGAAGGUUCUCAUCCCUGAGAAAACAGGUGGUGAUUAUCCCACGAUGGAACUACCACCUUCUAAUUAUGAUGGGAGAGAGGUAUCUAGCAAGAAGCUGUCUGCAUCUGCUGCACCGUUUAGCCCUUUCCCUGCUACAGUACUUGGUCCUGUUCCUGUAACUGUUGGUCUUCCUCCUAAUGGUACAAUUUCUGCAGUUACACCAUGGCCAUUGAGUGCCCGUCUGCAUGCUUCACCCACGGCUGUAAUGCCAAUGGUGCCUCCUAUUUGUACCUCACCGCAUCAUCCUUAUCCUUCUUCACCUAGGCCUUCGCACAUUCUACGUCCCUUGCCAUUUAUAUAUCCACCAUAUACCCAACCUCAAGUCAUUCCAAAUACCACUUUUGCUAUGAACAGUAACAUAUUUCAUGGAAACCAUUAUCCAUGGCAGUGCAACAUUGGUGCAAACGUUCCUGACUUUGCGCCAGGAUCAGUAUGGUCUGGUUCUCAUCCUGUGGACUUCUCAUCUUUGCCACCCAUCAUUAGUCCAACUUCUGAAUCCGUGUUGGAACCAAUUAUAACAUCUCAUUUAAGAACUGAUGUGAGUCUAGACCUUCCAUCGGAUAACAAUACUGAAGAAGGGACCAAAACAGAAGAGAAUAAUGAGAUAUCCCAGAUUAUAGACAUUUGUAAACCGCUGGAUGGUAACUGGUUAGAGAAACGGGAAUCUGAAGAAUCUCACAGAAAUAAUACAAAAAUUACCGACUUGGAAUCUGAGACGGUUUUCAGACAAGAUGCACAGCAUAGUGGUGGAAGGCAUGUCUUCAGGAGUAGCAAAAAGUAUGAGGGUGAGGGAAGCUUUAGCAUAUACAUCAAGGGUAGAAAUCGCCGUAAACAGACACUAAAGCUGGCUAUAAGUUUGCUCAAUAUGCCAUAUGGAUCACAGUCAUUUAAAGUUAUAUAUAGCAGAGUAGUAAGAGGAAGUGAUGUUAUAAGUGCAACAGAUAUAUCUUCCAGUGAAAAUAUUACUUCCGACUAGUCACAAGCAAAGAACACUACAAACUUCAAAAUGGGCAGGAAAGAAUUUUUUUUAUUGUUCAAGCCACAUCCAGGAGGACGUGACUGAAAAAUUAGCAAUGUUGAUAAUUUAGUUAUUGCUAUUUUUCAGGCAACUGAUAUUUUUUAUUAAGAAGCCAAGAUUGAACGUUCAGGAAGGUAAGCGACAAAUCUCCUCAUGGUCCAAGCCAGGUUCACAACAUAGAUUGUUGAGAAGGCUAUGAAGUUCCAAGUCUAGAGAGGAUGGAAAUAGCGUAGAACUUUUGACCAAAUCAUUAGAAUUAGGUUGAAACUAUUAACCAUUUUUUCUUCUCCAUUGAAGAGACAUGUAUGAGCAUUUUUCUCCUCUCUUUUUUCCCCUUUUCCUUUUGAGGAUUCUGAAAUUUAUAGCCGACAACAUUGUAAGUCAUGGGAUUUUGUGAACCUCGACUUUUCUACCCAUCAAAAUAACUUUUGCAAUUUCUGCUAAUAUAUUCUUUUCGGGUA